Messenger RNA from Solanum pennellii, 1023 nucleotides. Its product is annotated as rho GTPase-activating protein gacU-like. The record is from RefSeq and is a predicted model, not a curated record. NCBI's taxonomy places the organism in Eukaryota, Viridiplantae, Streptophyta, Magnoliopsida, Solanales, Solanaceae. The transcript has 11 exons. Bases 1 to 1023 code for a protein of 340 amino acids.
AUGUUGUUUGUCGCGUUCUCGCCUGCUAAUCGGCUCAGUAAAUUCUGUAGCCAAAAGAGAAUUAAAGACAUGCUUCAGCACUAUAUUGAGCUUCCGGUUGAGAGGAGAUUGACGAUUGAGAAUUUGGAGCUACAAAUAAAGAAGAGCACAUUGGAAUCGCAAAUUUUGGAUGCUAAUAUAAGGUCAUUUGAUUCAGUAUCACAAAUGGAAUUGGAGAAACAAGAAAAGAUGGAUGUUGACCUUGUUGCACAACAAACAACUCCUCACCAGUUUGAUACUAAUAAUUGGACUAAUCCAUACAUUUCAAAUAUCCAGGAGAGCAUACUUCAAGAUUGGAUGAAUGAAGGGAAGGGAAUAGCAAAUAGUUCUGGAAAUUACGCAUAUAGCCCUUCCUUUCCGAGUUCUUCACAAAAUGGGAAUAUAACAUUUUUUCAAAGCCAAAACUCGUCACCUUAUAUUCCGUUGCAAAAUCAACAACAAAACAUAAUGAUAGAUGUCCAUGAGAAUCCUACACAAACAUUUGGACAAUUACAGAGUCAAGAACAAAACAUGAUGGUAGAUUUCCAGCAGAAUCCAACACAAAUAUUUGGACAAUCACAGGCACAAAUGACUUGUGGUGAAAGUAAUGACAACUCUCUCUUCAACUUCUGGCAAAAUAUUUGUGAUUCUACAAGGCCUGUCUCGUGUACACAAUUGAACAAUACCUUCCAAUUAGGGUUGGAGAAUGACAAUACAACUUGGAACAACAACUUGAAUAAUGCCUCCUCGUUUGGUUGGGAGAAUGCCCAUUCAAAUUGGAAUAAUAACAUGAGUAACAACAACAAUUACAUCAAUGAAUAUAAUGAUCCUCCUUCUGUUCAAAGUGAUGCAAUAACUCCAAAUGUUAAUGGAUUUAACUAUUCCAUGGAGGAGAAUACUACGAGAAACAUUGCUCAAUGUACUACACAUGAGAAUGAUGCAUGUGAAUGGGAAGUUUUCCUCAAUGAAGCUUUCAAUGGAGAAGACUAUAAAAAUUUAGAUUGA